AUUAGGCCUAUUAUUAUUUUUUUGUGAUACAAUUCCAGAACUUCCAAUGACUGCGCCCAGCCCUAUCGCAGUCUAUGAAAGCAUUAGAGAUGAGGGUGGUGAAGCGUCCCGGAAAUCAACAGCCGAAGUGUACAGCAAUGUUGGGCCUGACCUCGCAUUCCCGCGAGAUCUCGUGGUCAUUGAGAAAGAGCUGGGACGGGGCGCGUUUGGGAGAGUUUUGCUGGGCACGGCUCUUGGGAUCGAGAAAACUGGGAAAAGGACAAAGGUGGCCGUGAAAACUCUCAAAGAGGGCGGUGGCGAUCACGCUAAGGUGGAGCUUCUUGAAGAGUUGGAGCUAAUGAAGAAAGUUGGCCGUCACCCGAAUGUUGUUAAACUUCUCGGACAUUGCAAAGAGAAAGAUCUCGUGUAUGUGAUCGUUGAAUACCUUGCUAUGGGUGAUCUGAAGAAGCUUCUGAUGGAGUAUCGAGACAAGGACCCAGGGACAGGUUACUCCAACCUACCCGGCUUGAGCAAAUCCCUGUCUCGGACAUUGGUCAAUUUUGCCAGGGAUGUGGCAAACGGAAUGGCAUUCAUAUCAUCUCAAAAGUGUGUGCAUCGUGACCUUGCCGCUCGUAACGUGUUGGUGGGGGAUGACCUGGUGUGUAAAGUGUCUGACUUUGGACUGGCCCGUGACGUCAUGAACACACGUAUCUACCAACGAGAAUCACAGGGUGCUCUUCCCAUGCGCUGGAUGGCGUUGGAAUCUUUUCUAGAUGACGUGUACACGACAGAGAGUGACGUAUGGUCUUUCGGGAUUCUGCUGUGGGAGAUAGUGACACUUGGUGCACGGCCGUAUCCAAUGAUGAAGACAAAGGCAAUGGUCAGCCAAUUACAGCAGGGCUAUCGUAUGCCGAAGCCUAAAAACUGCAAGAAACAGCUGUAUGAUAUGAUGUGCAGCUGUUGGCAGGAGAGUCCCAAGGAUCGACCCACAUUCCAGAGUCUGUAUCAGCAAUUGGACGACAUGUUAUCUGAAGAGAAGGACUACAUCACCAUUCACAAGCUGGAUGAAAGCAUCUACGAAGUGACAAAGAUCGAAGACACGAACGAGAAACUGUGAGAGUUGGCAUCAAGAUCUCUCGGCAGAAAAAUUCAUCAUCGAAUUGUUUCGAAUUGUUUGAUCAAUUAGCCUACAAGUAAAAGAUGAAAUUGUACGCAAGAGACGACAUUACCUGUUUAUUAAAUUCGUCAAGGACGUUAUAUCGUAAGAUAGAAUUAGAAAAUUUAAUAUACAAUUAACUUGUCUUAUAUUAUCACGGUGUAUAUGCAUGAUGUGAGUUUUGAUACAGUUAUUAUUCAAGUAAUAUUUUUAAUGGUUUUGUGUCACCUUACAACAAAGUAAAUGAGACCAACGUGAAAGCGAUAGCAAUAGUAUUUCUUGUAUAGCUUUUUUGGUUUACAUACACAAAAGGCUGAAGUUUAAUAUGCGAGAUUUUCUGUAUUAAGGUUUUUUUUUGGUUGU
Molecule: messenger RNA, 1498 nt
Organism: Patiria miniata (bat star)
Lineage: Eukaryota; Metazoa; Echinodermata; Asteroidea; Valvatida; Asterinidae
Product: tyrosine kinase receptor Cad96Ca-like
Exons: 8
Coding region: 47-1096 (349 amino acids)
Biological process (GO): positive regulation of kinase activity; cell surface receptor protein tyrosine kinase signaling pathway; multicellular organism development
Cellular component (GO): signaling receptor complex
Molecular function (GO): transmembrane receptor protein tyrosine kinase activity; ATP binding
Source: RefSeq, a predicted model, not a curated record